AAUAUAGUGCAGUAGUUUAUAUAUACUGUAUGUGUGUAUGAGUUUAUGUGUUUAACUAUUAAAAAAUGUGAAAUAAACUUUUUUUCACUAUUCAAUUGAAACUUUAUGUUACUUUAUUUUAUUUCAAACAAAAAAUAGUUGCAAAAAAAUAUGAUUGCAAUGAUCAACCAAUUUAAGGAUAUAAUAUCAUCAAAAUGUUUCAUCAAUGCCUAUAUAUGCCGUCAAUUAAAUUGAAAUUAUUGCUAUAUAUUGUACUGUUGUUGACUUGUCUGACCAAAUGUGAUACCAAUAAUAACACCGAUGUUGUCGUUGACGACGACAGUGAUUCAGUGGCCAGCGAUGAUGAGGCGGCCAUACCUGAGGAAGUGGUCAACUUUUGUGAAGACAAUUAUAUCGAUUCGGCCUAUUUUAACGGUUACGAUAUUAUAGUGACCAGAGAUGACUGGCUCUGGUAUUACUAUAAAGAUUAUCAUAACCUGAGCUCACCAUUUAGUCAGAAACAGUUCACUCAAGGCGAUCACAUUCAGGGGGCGUUCAACAUAUCAAAGAUACCUAAAUGUAAUGUCGACGACAGUGUCGACUGUAAAGAGGUUCUCAAAAUGCGAGAUAUGGCCGUCUAUUUCCUACACAAUAAGGCCAGGAGUCGGUCCUACUAUAAUCUGGACGUCCGAAACAGGAACGGCAGCCAAAAGCGCGUCAAACCCAAACACCUCCCGUGGGGUAUGAAACAGGUGGGAUUAUUGGGCGGAAAUUUAUGGCCAAAUGGAUGGGAGGCCUAUCAAGAGCACCGGCCGGUAGCCUAUCUGCCGGCUCGCUAUGAGAUGAUAUUCAUAAUGAAUGGCCGAAACUUUUCCAAUACGGUGUUGGCCUGGAACUCGUUGGACACGAAAAACUGGAACAGUUCGUGGAGAUAUAAAGACAUUGGCGAUCAAGUGGUCUACACCGGUAUGUUUGAAAUGAAUGGCAUUGUCUAUGCAAUCGGAGAAACUAAAAACAGUAUCGAAAGAGUUGGCAAAGUAUACAGAUAUCAUAUGGCCGGACAUAAUGAUCGUAAACUAACCGAAACUCACCAAACAGUGGACGACUUUUUCGGUUGUCCCGAAAAACCACAAAAACGCCAAUCAAUAGUCAACACCAUACGUACCAAUCGCGAGGUCCGUACGGGCAGUAUAUUGAACGGCUCGUCGUCGUCCAAAUCGGUGACCACCGAUGAAGACUCGAUACUCAUAUCGAUAUUCAUUGGUAUAGUCAUUACGGCGUGUCUGACCACAAUCGUCUUGGCCUUCCUGACCAUCACCGGCCGCAAAAAGUCUAAAUUAAGCGACAGUCACAUCAUUGAGUCGACAGUACCGAAACAGAUGCCGGUCAUUGGCCUCGACUACAGUCCCCGACAGACGUCCAACAUAUCCCGAUUCGACUCCAUGUCAUCCAUAACAGCCAUUUACUCGCAGAUCAGUCGACCGCCAAACAAGACCAGCAAAAAAAGUAUCGAUUAUACCGUACAUGAAAACAAUCAAAACAAUUGUUAUUAA
This is a messenger RNA of Oppia nitens, 1532 nucleotides long. RefSeq lists its product as uncharacterized. The coding region runs from base 195 to 1532 and encodes 445 amino acids. The transcript has 5 exons. The record is from RefSeq and is a predicted model, not a curated record. Lineage: Eukaryota; Metazoa; Arthropoda; Arachnida; Sarcoptiformes; Oppiidae.